ACCAAGACCAAGACCAAGACCAAGGACCAGCAUCACUACUGGAGCAUCAUCAUGAGCAUCGAGGUGGGCGUCUGACAUCACGGAUCGGACAAUCUCCGUCGCCAGUGCCAGUGACGUUCGCCACCACGAGUGACAUGUCUCACCACAAGGAUGGCCGACAAGCAGAAGCAGAAGCAGAAGCACAAGAGCAAGAAGACCAAGACACAUUUCAACUUGCGCAAGAAAGCUCUGAUGGGAAGAUGCUACCGACUGCAUCGUCCUCGGAUGACGACGACGACGACGACGACGACGACGACGAUGAGGAUGAUGCAAAAACCACGCGCUCAAAGCCAAAAUCGUCGGACGGGUUUGGAGGCCAUCAGAUCGAACAGCUCGACAUGGACGAUCCAUGGGCAGAUGACGACGAGCUUGUGGCUGCGGCAUCGGCGCGCUGUAAACCAAUCCGUCGUGUCUUUUCUCGGAAACGGCUGCGCGAAAUGCUCCAGCUGGCUCGGUUGGCAUGGCCUGUCGUGUUGACGAGCUUUUUGCAGAUGAGCUUGAACUUUAUCAGCGCCAUCUUUGUCGGACAUAUCGGCAAGGAAGAACUCGACGCGUCCGUGCUCGGAACGCUCUUGUCGAACGUGACGGGUCUGAGCAUGGUGAUUGGCCUCGCAACGGCCAUGGAAACGCUCUGCGCCCAGAGUUUCGGCGCCAACAACAAGAAGCGCGUUGGCGACAUCUUCCAGCGUGCACUGGUCAUUGAGUUCAUGACCUGCUUUCCGGUUGCGGCCAUUUGGUUGAAUGCCGAGUACCUGCUCAUCGGGCUCCAGCAGGACGCGCACGUUGCACGUUUGACGGGUCAGUUUAUGCGUCGCCUGCUCCCGCGCCUGCCGCUCGACAUGCUCUGGAUUCUCAUGAACCGCUAUCUCCAAGCCCAGUCCAUCCUCAAGCCAGCCAACUAUGCCUGCAUGCUGGGCGUCGGCGUCAACGCGCUGCUCCACUACCUCUUCAUUUACGUCUUUGACAUGGGCUUCCUCGGAGCCGCGCACGCGCUUUGGCUCACAAUGCUCGUCAUGGUGGCCGCGUUGCUCACUUACAUUCUGAAAUCCAAAGUGUAUGUGGAUACGUGGCGUGGGUGGACGGUGCUGUGCUUGUUCGAGUGGGGCCAGUUCGUUCGCCUCGCCAUUCCUGGUCUGCUCAUGAUUUGCCUCGAGUGGUGGUCGUUUGAGCUCGGAUCGCUGCUGGCUGGCAUGCUCGGGACGGUGGAGCUCGCUUCGCAGGCCAUCAUUUUGCAGGUGGCUUCGCUCACCUUCCAGAUUCCGCUCGGCAUUUCGGUCGCGUGCAACAUUCGCGUCGGCACGCUGCUCGGUGCCAACAAGCCACGCGUGGCUCGUCGUGCCGCGCACACUGGCAUGCUGCUCAUCCUGUUUGUGGCAGUCUGCUCAAUCAUACUCAUCCUGUCGACCAGGAGCGUGGUGGGUCGAAUCUACACCACCGAGGAGGAUGUGGUGGCCCUCGUCGCAGAGGUGAUUCCGAUCGUAGCAUGCUUUCAGCUGUUCGACUUUACCCAGGCUGUGGCUUCCGGCAUUCUCCGUGGUUGUGGUCGGCAAAAGCUGGGCGCCAUUCUCAAUCUCGUUGGCUUUUGGAUCGUCGGUAUUCCCCUCUGCUUUGCGCUCGUGUUUGGAGCAAACUGGGGUCUGCAUGGGCUGUGGACGGGUCUGGCGGUGGGCCUCUUGGUGCAAUGCUGCUCGAUGGUUGUGUGCAUCUUCCGCACGAAUUGGGACGAGCAGGCGGUUGCGGCGAACGCGCGAGCGCAGGACGGCAUCGAGGCGGCCAGUGAAGGCAACACUGGCGACGUUGAGGGAGGCGCGCUCCAACUUGAGCAACUGUCUAACGGCGGAGGAGGCGCUGUCAAAAAGACCGACCGCCUCAGCUUGGUCACGCAUGAAGUUGCCAGCACCUCCUCUUCUGGCAAUGUCUCCGACGUCGAAGAGGAAGACGGCGACAACGACGCGGACGAUGGUGUUGACAACGAGAUGGCUCGGCGUGCCCGCAAGCAGAGUUUCAAGAAACAAUCCUCGUUUGCGACAUUGACACGUCGGGCAGCAGCCAUGGUUCGUUCCGCGCAGUCGGCCAAGCUGCCGCGCAAGGUGCGUCUCCAGCGUCUUGCCUAUCUCAUGGUGUGCCUUUUCAUUUUCGUGGGCGGCGUCGUUUCCGCCAUCUAUCUCGACCAGACCCAGUCUCACGCCGAUGAGUCGCUCCACCCAGCAACCACCACAAGUAGCGCAACCACAAAUGGGACAGCAACCAGUGCAGGUGCCACCGUCCUUUCCUUGGCGACCGCAGCAACUCAACCCUUUGAGACGAGCACAAUCUUUGGUGCCGCCUCCAUCCAACCAAGGGCCACGGUAUUAUCUUGACGAGCAAUUCGCCACCAAGCAAAUAAAUCCUACGACGGUACUACUGUACUACCACUGCAAUUCAACGUCAACGACUCAUAGUGCAGCCUUCAUUGAUACAAAAAUGUCUACAAUGCAAAAUGCUCCGCUUGUUGAACGCGGCAACGAUCACUCUCAAAAGAAGCGAGAAUAAUCU
Molecule: messenger RNA, 2574 nt
Organism: Capsaspora owczarzaki ATCC 30864
Lineage: Eukaryota; Filasterea; Ministeriida; Capsasporidae
Product: solute carrier family 47
Exons: 1
Coding region: 135-2399 (754 amino acids)
Biological process (GO): xenobiotic detoxification by transmembrane export across the plasma membrane
Cellular component (GO): membrane
Molecular function (GO): antiporter activity; xenobiotic transmembrane transporter activity
Source: RefSeq, a predicted model, not a curated record